This is a messenger RNA of Penicillium digitatum Pd1, 1716 nucleotides long. RefSeq names its product dolichyl-P-Man:Man(7)GlcNAc(2)-PP-dolichol alpha-1,6-mannosyltransferase. Gene Ontology annotation, cellular component: endoplasmic reticulum membrane. Gene Ontology annotation, biological process: protein N-linked glycosylation. Gene Ontology annotation, molecular function: alpha-1,6-mannosyltransferase activity. The record is from RefSeq and is a predicted model, not a curated record. Lineage: Eukaryota; Fungi; Ascomycota; Eurotiomycetes; Eurotiales; Aspergillaceae.
AUGGGAUAUACAUUUGCGAUCCUGGCUCUUCUCUUCCCAGUCUUGAUCCUCCUUCAUCUUCUCGUCGCUCCAUACACCAAAGUCGAGGAGUCGUUCCACGUCCAGGCUGUGCAUGAUAUCUUGACCAACGGUCUACCAAAUGGCUUUAAUGACCUGAAUCUUGCCCGUGUCGAAUAUGACCAUUUCUCUUUCCCCGGGGCUGUUCCCCGAAGCGCCAUUGGUGCUGCGGCACUCGCUGUGCUCUUGAAGCCCGUUAUCUUGUUGAAUGAAGAGAUCAACCGACAGCUAUUAGCUCGAGCUAUCCUGGGUCUAAUCAAUGCCUCGUCUCUAGCAGUCUAUGCAAGAGGUCUGCGCCGUAGUUUCGGCCAGCCAGCGGCUAUCUGGUAUAUCCUAUUCCAAGCAAGCCAGUUCCACUUGAUGUUCUAUGCCUCAAGGCCACUAUCAAACAUGUUUGCCUUCGGUAUCACGACACUAGCAAUGUGCCUGCUUCUCCCUAGCCCUCGUCCAACACCCCAAGACCAAAAGCAAUGCAGCCUAGCACUCGCCCUCCUCACCACCGCAGGCGUAGUCUUCCGCUCAGAACUAGCCCUCCUAGUCGGAACACAAACUCUCUUCCUACUAGCAACAAGAAAGAUUAGCCUCUCACACACCGUCAUCGCAGGCCUAGUAGGCCUCACAACGGGCCUAACCCUUACAGUCUAUCUUGACAGCACCUUCUGGCAAAGCUUCCCACUCUGGCCGGAAUUCGAAGCAUUCCGCUUCAACGUCCUGGCAGGCCAAUCAUCAGAAUGGGGCACAGAACCAUGGUCCUUCUACUUUAUGAACUCCCUCCCCCGCCUCCUCUUCAAUCCCCUCUCCUACCUCCUCGCCAUCCCCGUCGCCCUACGACAACCGGCCACGCGAUCCCCAGCACUGGCACUUCUAACCCCGGCGCUUUCCUUCGUCGCACUAUACAGCUUCCAGCCUCACAAGGAAUGGCGCUUCAUCGUUUACAUCAUCCCUUCCCUCACGGCUGUAGCUGCCCUCGGCGCUGCGUAUCUCUGGACGCACCGCUCGCGCUCUGUUUUCGCCACUCUGGCGGCCCGCGCCCUGGCCGUUUCGACACUCGUCGUGUUCUGUCUGUCCAAUUUCGUUCUCCUUCCUGCGUCGGCGGCAAAUUAUCCUGGUGGUCAGGCUCUUGACGCUAUGCACCAUCAGCACUCUAUCCUCCACGAUACGGACUUGUUUCCUGGUAAGGCCAACUCUUCUAUCAAUGUCUACUUAGGAAACCUCGCCUGUCAAACUGGCGUAACGCGCUUCUUGCAACAACCCCCUUCAUCGGGCUGGGUAUACGACAAAACCGAAGACAAGGCCGUUAAAUCUACUCCUGGGUUCUGGGACCGGUUUGAUUAUGUGGUUGUGGAAGCGAGUGACGAGAUCGGGUUCAUGGAUGCUGAUCAGACGAGUCUCCGACGUGCCCUCCCUACUUCCGACUGGGAGAGAAUGCUUGUAGUAGAUUCGUUCGCCGGGGUUUCAGUUCUGAGGCCUGGGAUUCCUGCUACGGGAUCUGUGGAACGGCGUGUUGUUGGUGCGAUUGCGGGUGCUCGUGCUGUUGGUCUGUUUGAGCGUCUGCGCGAGUGUGUGCGGGAAGUCUUGUUGCGUGGGUGGUGGGUUGAGGUUAAGAUGAGACCGAGGGUUCAGGUAUUGAGGCGGGUUAGGGAAGGGUUCAAGCGUUAA